Molecule: messenger RNA, 4804 nt
Organism: Rattus norvegicus (Norway rat)
Lineage: Eukaryota; Metazoa; Chordata; Mammalia; Rodentia; Muridae
Source: RefSeq, a predicted model, not a curated record
CGCAGGAGAGGUGGGGCCUGGUUGAGCCUUGAUUGGUCGGGGUGCGCGUGGUCAGGGAUCGUGGUUCUGGCUGAGAGCUGCUGAGAACCGUGGACGGGGUGGAACUCCGCUGCAAGGCGUGAAUGAUGCGGAAGGUGGUUUUGAUUACCGGGGCGAGCAGUGGCAUUGGGCUGGCCCUUUGCGGUCGGCUGUUGGCAGAAGACGAUGACCUUCACCUGUGUUUGGCGUGUAGGAACCUGAGCAAAGCAGGAGCUGUCCGUGAUGCCCUGCUGGCCUCUCACCCCUCCGCCGAGGUCAGCAUUGUGCAGAUGGAUGUCAGCAACUUGCAGUCGGUGGUCCGGGGAGCAGAGGAAGUCAAGCGAAGGUUUCAAAGAUUAGACUACUUAUACCUGAACGCCGGAAUCAUGCCUAACCCCCAGCUAAACCUCAAAGCGUUUUUCUGUGGUAUCUUUUCAAGAAAUGUGAUUCAUAUGUUCUCCACAGCGGAAGGACUUUUGACCCAGAAUGACAAGAUUACUGCUGAUGGGUUCCAGGAGGUGUUUGAAACCAAUCUCUUUGGCCACUUUAUCCUGAUUCGGGAACUGGAACCACUUCUCUGCCACAGUGACAACCCCUCUCAGCUCAUCUGGACGUCUUCUCGAAAUGCAAAGAAGUCUAACUUCAGUCUUGAGGACAUCCAGCACGCCAAAGGCCAGGAACCUUACAGCUCUUCCAAAUACGCUACUGACCUCCUGAAUGUAGCUUUGAACAGGAAUUUCAAUCAGAAGGGUCUGUAUUCCAGUGUGACGUGUCCAGGGGUCGUAAUGACCAAUCUGACGUAUGGGAUUCUGCCCCCCUUUGUUUGGACGUUGCUUCUCCCGGUGAUAUGGCUCCUUCGCUUUUUUGCACAUGCGUUCACUGUGACACCGUACAAUGGUGCAGAGGCAUUGGUGUGGCUUUUCCACCAAAAACCGGAGUCUCUCAACCCUCUGACCAAAUACUUGAGCGGCACCACAGGAUUAGGGACUAAUUAUGUCAAGGGCCAAAAGAUGGACGUAGAUGAAGACACUGCAGAAAAGUUCUACAAGACCUUACUGGAGCUAGAAAAGCAAGUCAGGAUCACCAUUCAGAAAUCAGAUCACCACAGCUGACAGCGACGUUCCCCAGAGCAUCCAGUCCGCGUACGCCCUGAAUGGUCUCCAAGACUGCGUGGGUGCACUUGUGAGAAAGGCGUCGCAAAGCAGAGGGGCCAGCUGAAUACCCUCCAGAGUAGUGUCCUGUCAGAAUUGCUAGAGGCUUCCCGCAGAGCAUCCUCGGAUAGCAUUCUGCCACCCGGAGCCCAGUAGUUUAGACUUGCGUGAUGGGGACACAGUACAGCCUGAAUCUUCUUUUAGUCCCAGCGAGGAGAGGCAAUGCUACUGACUAGGACUUCUACUUCCUUUGCUUUUCUCCAUGAUCCCUUUUUUUUUUUUUUAACUCUCUUUACAUUCUUCAUAUGCUGCUUCGGAUAAUCUCAUACGUUGUCUGAGCACGUGGCCCCACGUGACCGCCCACGCAGUCAUUUUCAGGAACAAAGUAUGUUUGUGUUUGGGCCACAAGCAUGGUUUCUGAUCUUUAAUAACAUCCACAGAUGUAUUCAUUAUGAACAGCUUAUCGUCACGAUCAUAGUUCACUGGAAUUAAACUUGUAGCAAACAUCUAUUUCUUUGUGUUUCAAUAAAAUUAAAAAAAAAAAAACUUGAGAAACUGCUAGGAAGCCAUCCAGUGCACAGUGGACACAGAAGAAAAGCGUUCGUUUUUAUGUGUAAGAUGAUGGAGUUUUUCAAACCUUUUCUCCAUAAAUCUUAAAGAACCACACCUGAGCAUCCUUUGUUAUGAACCAAAAUGCUAGAGAUGGCCAGGCAUUUAUAUCAUAAAGGCAUCCUGUCACUCGGGAUACAAUCAAGUCAGUAAAAGUCUGAAUGGAAGUGAGAAAAAAGUGAUACGUAAAUAUAAUCUCCCUACGGCUUGUGGGUAUGAAAACCUUCUGGUUAGAGUUUCUUUAAUUUUGUUGACCAAGAGGUUUUUUUGUAAAGAUACAGGUGAGGAUGAGCCCACGCCCUCGGACUCCUCUUCUCUCUCUGGGACACAAGAGAUGGUUCAUCCUGAGAUUCUUCAUCCUGAGUGAGCUCCCAUUUGGAAAAGGCUCCAGGGGAACUCAUGUGUCUCAUCUGCAAAGCAAAGCAGUCCCCUCUUUGCUCCGUUCCUCACGGGCAGCGUGCUUGAGGACCUGUCCUCCUCGCGGGCAGCAUGCUUGAGGACUGGAUCCUUGCUGAGUGAACCGUGAGAAUUCCUCAUUUUGGUUGAGAAUGGUGAGGUUUCUUAGAGAUCAGGAAGCCAGUGUGCCAAGGUCUAGGCAUCGCCCACUGCCCGUCUGACGGAGGGUCUGCUCUGUCCCCCGCGUGUUUCUAGGAGACAGCACAGAGCUCUGCAGGAUGGUGUGGGGAGCUCUAGGGGCCCUGUGGCUGGGUAGUCAGAGUGGAUUUAGAGAAAGCUUGGGUUUUGCUCAUUUGUGAGUUUGGGGAAAACAUCCUUUGCUGGGGUUGUCAACUUAUAAACAUCAAGUUAUUCAUAGAGUAUCUUUAUUCUUUUGCUGGCUACAUUAGUGAUUCCCUCCCUUUUAGUCCUGAUCCUGCUGUCUUCCCACUGUCAGUAGGGCAGGAGUUUCCCAUGUUGGUGAUGUUUGCAGAGAACCAUGUUUCUGCCUCAUUUUUUUUUCUUGUCCUUCCUCAUUACUUACACAUUAUCCAUACAGAGUUUUAGCUCUGCUUAUUUUAAGUAUCUUCCUUUUGUUUUCUUUGGUUUAAAGUAAGCCUUUUCUAGUUCCUUGAGUGAAAACUUAGGCUCCUUAUUUGGAAAUUUUUCUUGAUUGCCACUGGAAGCAUUUAACUAUAAGCAUUUAAUUACAUACAUACCAUUCUUAGCCUGACUUAACUGCACCCCACAUUUGCUGACAUGCUGUCCUGCUCUCUCUUUCUUUCAACCACAGAUUAUUUUAUUAAUUUCUGUUGGGGUUUCCUUUUAUGAGUUAUUAAGCGAUGUUUAAUGUUCAUAUCUUUAGAGAUAGAAAAGAUUGAUAUUUGGCUGGGAAGAUGGCUUAGUGGUUGAGAUCACUGGCUACUCUUUCAGAGGAUCCAGGUUGUAAUCCUAGCGCCUUGUUCUGGUGGCUCACAAGAUCUCUAACUCCAGUUCUAGGGGAUGUGAUGCCCUCUUCUGGCCUCUCUGGGUACCACAGGUGCUUGAAUGAUUAGUCUGUGGGUUUUUCUCCACACCAUGCCAGCUCGUAUUUCCUCCUUGGAACGCUCUGGAUUGUUCUCUGCAUUUGUGCAGAGUUCACAGUUGCUCUGCAGGCAAGCCUUGUCUGGAAGGGCCACACUGCUCUGUUUACCUUUGCACCUUUACGCCAUCUCCGUUUCUACUCCGUUUUUACUCUUCCGACACUUUCCUGUGUUCAGUCAGCUUUUAAUUAUUCUGUGGCCAUUUCUGGUUUUAGUUUUGAAAUGUUGAUUCCUUUUAUUCUUAAUUUAUUUUGAUGUAUUUAUUUUGCAUGCUCAGGCAUGUCGAAUUCAGGGCCUUGGAGCUGUCUUCCUUCUCCCUGUAGUUGAUUCUCUAGGGAGGAACACUGUAUCUUACCUGUCAACUAAAGCUUUUGUUUGGCUGGUUCGUUUUUCGAAUUUUGUUUUCUUCAGUCCUCAAUAAGGUCUUUGAUAGUUACUGAAUCUAAAAAUUCAUCAUGUCCCUCGGGUUUUAUGAUCCUUAUCUACCUUGUAAAAACAAAACAAAAUACUUAUUUGAGGGCUGAAGAGAUGGCUCAGCCUUUAAGAGCGCUGUCUGUUCCUCCAGAGGACCCAGCUCUCUUACAGUCAUCUGUACCUCUUGUUCCAGGGGACCCAGUGUUCUUGUCUCAUGGUCACUGGGCACACAAGUGGUGCAUAGACAUAUGUUCAGGAAAAACACCCAUACACACAAAAGUAAAAGUUGAGUCUUAAACCCAUAAUAAAACCCAUUAAUGGGGUUGGGGGUAAAGUUGCGAUGAAGCUAAAAUCUGUGCGUAUCACCAGAUCUUGCCUCCUUGCCCUGAAUGCUUCCUGAUAAACAUUAGACGCGGGCUACUGCCCCACCCCCACCCCGUUCCUUUUCUUGCCCUGUUCCAAGCUAACCUGGAGUGUACCCCUCCAUCCCUCCUGCAGGAUCCUAGCCACAUCUGAAGCCAUGAACAUAAUUCUCAUUCUUACAGACACAUACCAGCCUUGAACAACUUAUUUUCCUUGUAUCGAUAGAGGGUGCUUAAAAAAAAUUACCUAUUUUUGUGUCAAACUGUGUGUUCACGUCUUUCACCAUUUCUUAUUUGAUUUUCCACCUUUGAUAAUGGGCGAAUCUAUAUAAUAGAGAAUGAAGCUCUUGCCUGAAAUAUCAUUUACUUAUCUGACAUUCGUGCUUACCUCACUUGUUUAUUGUCCUUUAAUAUUCCAAAGGAUCAGCACCAAGACCUUUUACUAUUGUUCCUCCUUGUGUUUCUAAUCUUUGAUCAAUGAUUGCCACUUCCUUGAUGAAUAUAUGAACAGUUGAUUGAGCAAGCAUUUAUUUGAAUAAAAGUAUCAUGCUACUUGGUCUAGGCUCAGUUGUCUUAGACCCGGCUGAUUUUUCUUAUGCCACAUUUCAAAAAGCUACACUGUAUCUUUCUUUGGAAUAACGUUCAGAAUACCAAGCUGGAGUUUACCGAGACUCUGUCAUUAUUUUCCAAUCUUAGAACGUUAUGUCAUCCUAAUAAAUAUACUUCCUUCUCA